Messenger RNA from Teleopsis dalmanni, 504 nucleotides. RefSeq names its product echinoderm microtubule-associated protein-like CG42247. The record is from RefSeq and is a predicted model, not a curated record. NCBI's taxonomy places the organism in Eukaryota, Metazoa, Arthropoda, Insecta, Diptera, Diopsidae. The transcript is spliced from 4 exons. Gene Ontology annotation, biological process: intracellular signal transduction. The coding region runs from base 49 to 504 and encodes 151 amino acids.
UAUAGUCCCGUGUGUCCAGCAUAAUAGAGACAUUAAAACAAAGUUUAAAUGUACGACGACAGCGACGAAAGUUCGCCUUUUGUGAUGCUUUCAUCGCCCACAAAAUCAUGGCCUGCCAGUUACGGCAAGAAAAACGGCAUGUGGUAUGCAUCGCCUGGCAAUCAGGGUUGGGGCUCAAAACCCGUCAGUCGUAAGCCUUCAAUAAUGGAAGCGGAUUUGGGCACAUUAUCGACCACAUCAGGUUCGAUAAAACGUAGUGCCGGACGUGUGAUACGCAUUAUUAAUAAUUUGGACCACUCCGUGCAGUGUCGCGUUCUGCUUAAUUUACGCACUUCCCAACCAUUUGAAGAUGUCCUAGAAGAUUUGGGUCAAGUGUUGAAAAUUAAUGGCGCAAGAAAAAUGUACACCGGCACGGGUCAAGAGCAAAAACUUAACUUGUCUGCUAUGGGCUUUCUUGAUUUUGCUGGUAGUCGCUGGGACCGCAAGAAAGUUUCUUACUUAUAA